Messenger RNA from Tetrahymena thermophila SB210, 1152 nucleotides. RefSeq lists its product as hypothetical. The transcript has a single exon. NCBI's taxonomy places the organism in Eukaryota, Ciliophora, Oligohymenophorea, Hymenostomatida, Tetrahymenidae. The record is from RefSeq and is a predicted model, not a curated record.
AUGACUGAUUAGUUUAAAGCCCCUCUUUAAUUCAUCUGUGAUUAAAUCUUAAAAUAUAAUAACUCUAGCGAAACUUAAAUUCAACAUGUAGAAAUAAAUAAACCAAUAUAAAAAUAAAAGAAAAAAAGAAUAAGACGCAAGCCUUUAAAGCGUUGCAAGUGGCUAAAAAUUGAAUUUCCAUUUAAAAGCUCUAAUGUUUUUAUGCUGACAGGGCAUAUUAUAAUUGAGACUUAGCUUGCAGAUGAAAAUUUUUGGAAAUUCUUGGUCAACAAAAUUGUGAAGUAGAAGGAAUUCUAUAUGAUAGAAACAACCUCUUAUGAAAAUAUAACAAAUUUUGACAAUCUAAUUAACAUCUUACAAAACUCGUAGUGUUAGUAUCUUUAUGAAUAAAGUCAAGAGCUCUAAAAAUACAAACAAAUUACCUUAAAUGAAAUUUCUACCAUUAAAUAAACUAUGAAAUAAUCUAACUUAAAAACCAUCUAAAAAGAGUUAGAAUAACGAUAAAUCUUUAAAGACCAAUUCAUUCAAGAUUAUAUUAAAAAUAAUUUGAAAUAGGAUGACUUCUAUGUAGUAGGAAGUAUUGAUCCUAACAUCGAAAGUGGAUACUCAGAUUUAAAAAAAGUUUUUUUCAGUAAAUCUUAUUUAUAAUUUGUCGGAAUUUCUGAAACCCAGUUCGAAAGCUGCUAUUUCCGUGCAUUUUGCCUUUUUUUUAACAUCCCUUAUUUAUCAAGGAGAUAAUUUUUCUAAAGCAUUCUAAAAGGUUAUGUUUCAAAUGAAUCAAACUAAAAAUAUAUUUUAAAAAAUCUUUGGAUUUAAACUGCUGAGUAGAUUAAUCUAUAUUGUAAUGUUUCAAUUUAACUGAUUGAAGUACCUUAUCCUGAAAAUUUAAAAUCCACUCUAAAUUUACACAAGAGUUUAGACAAUAUCCUCAUCACAACUUUUAAUAUCGAGCAUUAUCAUCUAAAAACUAUUUUAAAUACUAGAAAGCAAGAUAAUAACAAAAACUUAGAUAUGAUAGAUUUCGAAUAUUUCAUGCAGUCUUCAAUAUUUCUUGAUAAAUAUUAUUCAGAUAUAAUAAAUCCUUUUGAUAAAGAACCAGAUGACUCACUAGAUGAUAAGAGCAGGUGUUCUUAUAGAUUAAUUAAUCAAUGA